AUGGACCAUAGCGAGGGUGAAACCCCUCCUCCAGUUUUGCCCACGACGAACUUCUCUUAUUCUCAUACUACAACCGAGACCGAGCCCUCCGUAGCCACGGAUGCUGAAGACAUGCUAGACGUAGCAAUCUCAGUCUUGGACUCGUGCCUCGCCCAGCAAGCCUCAUCGUCACAGUCUACUCCGAGGUCUGCAGCCCGUUAUCGUCAGGUUCACCUAAGCUUCGCUAGUCCGCCACCAGACACGCGAAAGCGCGCACGAUGCGUACCGCCACCACCCACUGCUGAGGAGUUGGAGGCGCAAGACAACGCGAUCGCAGAGGAUGCAGAAGUACCCCCGGACACCGAGAUCCCUGAGGCCGAGAGGAGUCUUGCACGUCGCUUCAGCACGUCGUGGAAGCAGACGUACUCGUGGCUGAGCUUGAAGUACAACAAACAUGAGCGCCAGUUUGGUAUGAAGUGUUCCGUCUACUGUAAGUUUGCUCCUAACACCAAGUCUCCCUUUGGCGGUGCUGGAGUCGGUGCAAGGGAUUUUCAGAAGUCGUCGUGCCGCAACCAUGACCAGUCCAAGGUGCACCUCGCGGCCAUGGAAGCUGAACGACUCUCUGAAGGCACGGAGGUGAGGCAGCGCAACCUCUUGAAUAUGCUCAGCAGCGAUCCUGUCAUGGCGAGGGUCGUCAAAUGCAUGCAAGGAGCUCACUGGAUUGCGCGGAACGAUGCACCUAUCGCGCUCUACCCCAUGCUGGUGCGGUUCAUGGCGGAGCAAGGAUGCCCCGACAUGAUGACCGACGAAUCGUACGUCGACAUUACAGAGGUGAAGAACCAUGUCGACAAGGUGAAGACCAAGGUGUCGCAGUACUACGUCGAGCCCGGCGCAUCCAACGGGCCGAACACCUCUCGCCUAAACAAGUUCCUUGCUGCACACGGCAGCAAGGACAAGCGCAAGAUGGAGCUCAAGGGAGUGGACGAGAACGGCAAGCAUGAAAAAGCCGAGAUCGAGCUUCACGAGGACAUCAUUGACCCUGAAAACCCUUGGGGGGGAUGCGACUUGGAGGCCUGCGUGGACCUGGCGAGGCGUUUCGCUCAGCGCCUGAUUAAGGCGCUGGGGAAGAGGAUGGCGGAUCUGCGUCAUUUCGAUGGUGUUGGUUUUUUCUCCCCUGAUAAGUAUCCCGACCGUGCAGGAGAGCAGGACGCGUGGGUGAAGCUCCAUCUCUCCGAGCUCCUUGACAUGUUCAAGAACAAGCUACCUGGUAAGACGAGAGGGGUAGAGUAG
Messenger RNA from Closterium sp. NIES-65, 1269 nucleotides. NCBI's taxonomy places the organism in Eukaryota, Viridiplantae, Streptophyta, Zygnematophyceae, Desmidiales, Closteriaceae. The record is from the annotation of a GenBank genome assembly.